Vitrella brassicaformis is the source of this 2698-nucleotide messenger RNA. Lineage: Eukaryota; Vitrellaceae. The record is from the annotation of a GenBank genome assembly.
CCUGAGGCUGAUGCUGUUGCCCACAUCAUGAAGGGUGGGACGUCUGUGAUGAGUUUCAUUCAUCAUAUGCUACUGCUAGCGAUGCUCUGUGGAUGCCGUCUUCUCAUGUGCGGAGAUCCCUAUCAACCCGCAACGCAUCCCUCAGUGGGUGCACACCAUUCUAUCGGCUUCACUCCUCCCUAUCAUGGACUGCGCAUCGGCCCUCGUCGCUCCCACACGGCCGUCACUGAUCUGCACACCCGUGCUGAUGGCGCUGCAUCCUCUUUGUCGAAGGUGUGCAUUGUGGGUGGUGGUCUGGCAGGCCUAUCAGUGGCUUACUGGCUCACCAAGAUGAAGCCAGACAUCACCCUUGAGAUCAUCGACGAGGCCGGAGUGGGGCAGGGUGGCGCGUCGGCCGUGGCAGCUGGGCUGCUUCAUCCAUUCAGCCCGAAGUGCGGCAUCAUAUGGCGAGGGGAGGAAUGUUUGGAGGUGACAAAGGAGCUGAUACGUGAGGUGCAGGGGUUCCUGGAUGGUGCCAGCAGUCACGAGACGGUGGUGUCGUGCGACUCUCUCUUCCGCCCCAUCGUGACUGAGCAGAAUGAGGAGAUAUAUCGCAAGGCGGUGGAGAAGAGGCCCGACCUGGUCCAGUGGGCGACUCUGAAGGACGGCAGAUUGAUGCAGCGCGAGCAGCAGGACAAGGCUGAGGGAGGCUCUGAUGGCAUCCUGAUCAAGGACGGCCUUGCUGUCGACACAAUAGUGUUCCUUAGGGGGCUGUGGAAGCUCAUCUGCUCACGGGAUGGCGCGACUCGGUCUUGGCGGCGGAUGAGCGUGAGGUCUCUGUCAACACUGAGGGAGCUGGAUGCAGCAUUUGACGUGGUCUGUCUGUGCAAUGGAGUGGGCAUGCGGUACAUCAACGGCAUGGCAGGGCUGCUGGAUGGCUCUUCACUGUCGUUCGUUCGCGGGCAAACGCUGGAAUACGACACGAGCGGACGAGAGCUCCACGCUGCCCUCCUUUGUGGUGAGAUGCAUCACAUUUCGAAUUUGCCACAUGUCGAUGCUUCUUGUUGUUCAGGUGAAUGGGUAGUCCCUCGUCAUGACGGCAAGGCGAUUGGCGGUGCGACAAAGGAGUAUUCACAGGAUGACCUGGACGCGCCGCCUGAUGCUGCCAAGGCUGAGGCUCUCCUUGCACCGAAGCUGAAGCGCAUAUACGCCCCUUUGUCCGACCUACCCGUCACGGGCUGCACAUCAGGAGUGCGUGUGCUGUCGCCCAGGACCCAUCACGUGAGAGCAGGGUCCCCACCGAUGUGGAUGUGCAUUCUCAUUGUCGUUAUCUGCUUUUGCUUGUCAGGGCCGCAUUCCAACCGCCGGACGUGUGAAGCAUCUCCCAAGUGGUGAGGGAGACGAUGCGGGAUUGAACAAUGUGUGGCUGAUGACGGCUCUCGGCGCGAGAGGUAGGCUUGAGUAUGUGACACACGCAUCCGAUGUGCGUGUUUCGUCAUUGCUGUUUGUCGCGUCAGGCCUGCUGUGGGCACCGUGGCUUGGCAGGUGUCUGGCAGAGGCGAUUCUGAGUCAAGACGAGACAAUCCUGCCCGAUGAAGUGCGGGCGCUAAUAUGAACAUGAACAGGUACGCGCAUAUACACAUACACACAAUAAUACACAAGCACAACAAUCAAAACGACAAGCAAACAACGCCGGCUGUGUGUUUGUGAGUCAACACCACAACACCACAGAAUCAUGAUGAUGAGUCGCCUGCAGGUUGCGUUGCUUCUGUCUGUCGGCGUCGGUCUCUGUCUGUGCGUGGACAUGUCGCACAGCCAUGCUGACAUCAUCACUGGCGAGACAAUCAGCAAUUGCAAAGACCUCUGGCCUGAAAGCGGUACACUGUGACUGGAAGCAACACAUCCACUCACUGUGCAUCGUGGAAGGCUUCCUGUGUGUGGUGGCUGUGUGUGUCAGCUGGCGACUUGACGGUGUGCUGGAGCGACUGUGCGAAGGACAUCCAGUCGGUCAAGUGCCCGUCAUUGAUCACAGACUGGCGGCACACAUUCGUCAAAUCAUCAUUCAGAACCGACACACAGGGUCAGUCAGCCCGACCACACACACAACACAUCAUGCACUCAACGCUCUUUGCCUCUGUGUAUCUUCCAGGAUGUCCUGCCGAGAUGCGUCGUUACGUGUGUCUGCCUGAGACCAAACUGGGUGCCGAGUGCUCCAGCCGCCCCAAGAAAUCCAUGGCGCCAGGCGACCAGUGUUACACCGAGUGCAAUGAGGGCUCCUGCGACGAAACACUCCUCAAGGAAGGUACACACACACUGCUCAGUGCUCAAUGCAGACAGCCAACCAAGCAUAGGCAUGUGUGCAGGUGAGCGUUUCGAUUUCACCAAGAUCACCAAGGUGGAUGCCUGCGACGUUGGGUCAGUCGUUCAGUCAGUCAGUCAAGAUCGCUAGUCAGUCACUGUGCAUCCAAUGCGUGCCACUCUUCACUCAGAUAUCGGCUCCUCUGCCAUGUCCGCGAGCACCCUGUGCUGCCCGCAGCCAAGAGAAGAGUCAUCCGAAGCAAGGGCCCCUCCAAAUCGACGAUCGAGGCGUGAUAAUCGAACAGACAGACAGACAGACAGGCAGACUGACAGAUAGACAUUAGAUAAAUGCGCUUGCUCAAACUAAGCGGGAUUCGCUGUACAGUCCGGACCGCGUAAGUGACAGGGCUGACCCACUUAC